Messenger RNA from Actinia tenebrosa (Australian red waratah sea anemone), 2251 nucleotides. RefSeq names its product protein Wnt-8b. Gene Ontology annotation, molecular function: frizzled binding; cytokine activity. Gene Ontology annotation, biological process: neuron differentiation; cell fate commitment; canonical Wnt signaling pathway. NCBI's taxonomy places the organism in Eukaryota, Metazoa, Cnidaria, Anthozoa, Actiniaria, Actiniidae. The record is from RefSeq and is a predicted model, not a curated record. Gene Ontology annotation, cellular component: extracellular region.
AACCCAACUCUAUGGACACCUUAAUUCCCUCCAGCGAAAUUGGAUUAAAUUGGCUAUAAUUGGUUUACGGGUAAAGAUCCUCGACUCAAUAGCAAGUAUUGCAGUGAAUACCUCGCUGUCAAAUAAGGUGCAAGAUGAGUUUUUACUGAAUUAGCGAGAACUGAACAACAUGAAAUUUGGGACGAUUUUAAAGUCUGUUUGACCUUCCUUUUACAACAGAUUCCAAUAUUACGAGUCAAACUCCAUAAGAUUUUCAGAACAUGUCAGAAGGAUUUCAUACGAGUAAAGUAGAUAUCCACGGACUAGAAUAAUCGCUUUGGAUAGCUUGCAUCCCGAGAAAGUGACGGUGAAGACUUGUACUACUACGUUGACGGAGGGAGAGUUGAAGAAACUUGAAGGCAAUCAUGAAGUUGUUGAUUCAAUGCGUACUAACAUGCUGCAUAGUGUUGGUCCUGCAUCAAGGACAGUGCGUUAAGAAACAAGAUAUUUUCAAAAUUUUUCACCGGGGUCGAGAGGCCUACGACAAACUUUUGACCAGCGUCAGAAAUGGGGCAAAUAUGGGACUACAGGAAUGCCGGUCACAAUUUCGAUAUAGAAAAUGGAACUGUACCUUGAAUAUUGAAACAAACGUCAAGAUAAAACUACCUAACUGGACAAACAUCCCAGCAACUCGUGAAACAGCGUUUGCGCACAGUAUCACAACUGCGGGCGUAACGUACUCUCUGACACGAGACUGUCGCAUGGGCAAGUUUGAAGACUGUUCGUGCGUUCACAAUAAGGACUCUGCUGCUAAAGGCAAUUGGUGGGGCGGAUGUAAUGAGAAUAUCAAAUUUGGUGAAGUAAUGGCGAAACAUUUCUUGGAGGCCAUAGAUAAAGGGAAUGGUGCAAGAACCCUAUUGAUUCUACACAAUAAUGAAGUUGGACGAAAGGCCGUACGAACCACACUAAAGAAACAGUGUCGCUGCCAUGGUAUGACAGGAUCUUGUACAACAGUCACUUGUUGGAGAAAACUGGCCGUUUUCGAAGAGGUUGGCAACUACUUGAAGAAAAAAUACACCCAAGCAAAGCGAGUUAGUAUCAUAAGAAACAAACUAAAACGAAAAGGAUCCAACGGGUUUAAAACUAUAAGCAAAAAAGACACAAAUCUGUUAUACACGGAGUCUUCACCGGACUAUUGUCAGCGGAACAUGACCUUUGGUGCUGUUGGAAUGAUCGGACGCGUGUGCGAGGGAACAAAGAAAAACCUCGAUCAGUGUCGUAAAAUAUGUAGCUCUUGUGGAUUGACUUCUACGAACUUUAUUGAGAAAAAAAGAGUAAUUUGUCAUUGUAAGUUUGAAUGGUGUUGCAAAGUUAAAUGUGAGACCUGUAGGCGAUCGGAGGUCAAGACAAAAUGCACGAGAAAUAUAUAAAACGAGAAAGGAAUACAAGAAUAUAGAAAAAGCUCGGUUAUAGAACGACCGUUAGUAAUAUCGAUGGAAGGGUUACUAUGGAUGAAUCAUGGCGUUGUUGUAAGGCUCAGUCUAAGAUAAGAUAUUCUAUACAAAUGUUACUUGGCAGUUUAGAGACAAUUCCAUUACAGAAUAAGACAAUAAGGUGUGGUGAUAAGGGGAGCAAGUUGUUACUCAAGUUGUCCAUAUUCACUGCAAGUUUGUUCUAAUGGGAAAGAAUACCUCGGAGUUUGAAAUGGAAAAACAUCACGUCCAAAAUACACAUUCGUAUAUUGAUGGAGAUUGUAAGGAAGGCAAUUUUAUACAAACACUAGAAAAGUUUUACAUUUGUUAAAAAUAAAUAUUAGUCAUUUAGGUGAGUCCGCGAUUUAACAGCCAACCGAGAGCUCGGUUUCUCGUGCUAGAGUGAAGGAUUUAAAAUAGAAAAUACUAGUGAACGUGUAAUAGUAAAAUGUCGCAGACCAAAAGGAACCUGGGCAGAGACAAUUUAGUUAGAUAUAUUUCGUACAAAGAUGUACAUUUAUAAAUAUAAUUCUAGUGUGAAAAAACCGACUUAAUUCAUUCUUGUACACAGACCCCCUCGGUUCCCUUCUCGAAGGAAACAACUUCUUCACGGCGGGAAAAAACCGAGGAGAUCAGGGUACGAGACUGGUUUGCAAUAAGAUUAGUGUAAACUACAAAAUUCCUUUUUUUUAACAUUCUCGACUUUCACAUUCCCAUAAUGCCUUGCGUUUUUGGGGGUAACCAGUCAAAAAAUGUCCCAAAUUGAAAGGUUUCUUAAUUGAAUUUAUACUAUACCUGCU